Messenger RNA from Tricharina praecox, 3008 nucleotides. RefSeq lists its product as uncharacterized. Bases 128 to 2875 code for a protein of 915 amino acids. Gene Ontology annotation, molecular function: DNA-binding transcription factor activity, RNA polymerase II-specific; zinc ion binding; DNA binding. The transcript has 4 exons. The record is from RefSeq and is a predicted model, not a curated record. Lineage: Eukaryota; Fungi; Ascomycota; Pezizomycetes; Pezizales; Pyronemataceae. Gene Ontology annotation, biological process: regulation of DNA-templated transcription; DNA-templated transcription.
CAUCCAACACCUUUCUCCCGCACAACCUUCCGCGCCCACAUUCCGCCCACACACGCGCUUCUCCACCUCGUGCUAAAGUGCUGCCGCAAAGUGACGGUCAAAAUUACAACGAGCCACCCAAUCGCGCAUGGCGGAUCAACAACCGGGCGGACCGACGUUGUCUGGAGGAGGAGGGAGUGCAGGCGUGCCCGGAGGGGGCGGCGGGAGUGGAGGUGGUGGUGGAGGUGGAGGGAGUGGUGGUGGUGGUGGUCUCUUCCAAUGCGGCGACUGUGGCCGGUCGUACACCCGUGCCGACCAUCUGGCUAGGCAUGUCCGCUCUCAUACGCAGGAAAAGCCUUUCCCCUGUACCAUCUGCCUCAAGCGGUUUUCACGCGCCGACCUCUUGAAACGACAUUUCCUCAACCACGACGAGAACAAUGACAGCAAGCGGCAGCGACGAGCUCGAUCACCGACCGCUCCGGGACGAGUAACGCAGGCAUGCAAGGCAUGCGCAACCGCGAAGUUGAAGUGCGAAGAGGAGAAGCCUUGCCAUCGGUGCGAGCAGAAGGGGAUGAAGUGCGAAUACGUGCUGCUGGAGGCCGUCAGAAAACUUCCGAAGGGAAUCAAACGAGAGUAUGACGAUCCUUCGGAUGGCGGCGUCUUGCCGAGCCAACUUCCGCUAAAUCCGACCAGUGCACCGCACACGUUCCAUGAUGCCAGCCAUAUCACCACCACCUUUCCUGGAACCCAAGCACCUACCCCCGAAACGAUGUCGAAUUACUCGGUGCCGGAUCAUUCGGGCGAGACACAACAGUAUGUGGUGCAGUACGGGGGCGGCUACAGCGGAGAUCCGAUGCAUGCCGCGAAUCUCUCGGCGGGACGCAACUUUGUGCAAAGCAUGCACCACAUCACGGCUCGCCAUCCAGCGGCUCGGGAUCUGCUCAACUUCGGGAUGAUGAAUGACCUGGAGCUUGAUGAGAUGGACUUUGGAUUGUUGGAUACCUACAACGAGAUGUUUGUUGCGCCUGGGGCCAUUCCUUUCGACUUUACGUAUCCGCACAUCCCGGCGCAACACAUCACCCACCAACCAGAGACUACAUCACCUCCACCAGCAGGCACGAAGCAACUCGCGCUUGGUGUAGAAGCGUUCAAGCGAUCGCAUCUCAGAUGGUCUCCUACCCAUGAGAACCGGGGGAAUGCGGAGCAUGACGGACUAUCGAUACCGUCCGAUGCGAGCCCCCGCAUACAAAUGAACUGGCGUGCAAUUAACCUCCGCUUGGAUCACAGCGCACGCGAUAGAGUAUUGGCGGUGGUUCUCUGCAUGUGCGAUUUCAAUAAUCGGCUUCAAGCAGUUUCCAGCUUUCCCUCCGCGGAGAUGCUGGAUAACCUUAUGAACCUUUAUUUUCAUUAUCAGCGGGAGUCGUCCGGCGCUUGGAUACAUCCUGCUACCUUUAACCCUUCCACUGCGAGCCCUGAGCUGUUGACCAUCAUCGUCGCUGCCGGCGCUGUCUUGACCCCGGUUCCCGCUAUACGGAAAUUGGGAUACUCAUUGCAGGAAGCAGUCCGUAGUUCGCUCGGUCAAUUGUUCGAAUCCAACAACUCUGCCACGAGGAACCUAGAGACACUGCAAGCCUUCAUGUUGCAGCUCGAAAUCAGUCUCUGGUCAGGCAACAAGCGGAAGAUAGAAAUCGCCGAGUCUUUCCGGCAGACCAUCACUACGAUGCUGCGUCGGGCUGGAAAAUUCAAGCGGGCCCAGUAUCCUCCUGUGAUGCUGCACCCCGGUGACAACGGCGAGAUAUUGGAUUCACGGUGGAAGCAGUGGAUCGAGCAGCAGCAUUAUAUACGGCUGGUAUUCCAGCUCUUCCAGCACGAUUGCCAGGCAUCGAUGGCGUAUCUCGUCAACAUCAUCAUCUCCUAUGCCGAGCUAUCACUCCCACUCCCCGAGAGCCGCCAGCUAUUCUUUGCAGCUACAGCUCAAGAUUGGAAGGCUUUGUACCUCUCAACCCCUGGGAACCCCAACAUAAGGACUCCCAGCUUUACCGACAGUAUCCAUGACUUCCCCGACCUCAAUAUCCCCCAAAACUUCAACAGUGGCCGCAUAGACCUUGAAUUGACGGAACUCAACACCCUAUUCGGCCUUUGGGGUCAACUAUGGGAUUACCGUCAGCGCCAGUCAAUCCGACGUACGGCGGAACGCCCCACCUCACCGCAGCCCGACCAACUCAACAAGAACCUACUCAGCCCGCGUUACCAGUCGCCGCACUGCCGCUUCCUGCUCGAGCUUCUCGGCAUGACCCUCUACGUCUCACUCGAGGACCUGCAGGCGUUUGCGGGCAAGGAAGACGAGGAGGAGAGCAUGCGCGCCUACCCCAUCGUGCAGGGCUGGAUCCAAGGCCCCGAGUCACGCCUGGCGGUAUGGCACGCGGGGCAGCUGCUGCGUGAAGCACGCACCUUUGGGCCCGGCGGCCUCCGCGAGUUCUGGGCGGUCGGCGUGUACCACGCCGCAAUCACGCUGUGGGCAUACGGCGUGCUCCUGAAGCUGCCGGCCCCGCAGAUGAUGGACUCGGGGAUGACGCACAGCAGCGGCAGCAGCAACAGCGCCUCCGCCACGCCCGAGGCGCAUCUCGCCGGCGGCAGCGACGAGGACGUCGUCUACAUCGACGGCGUCGACACUCAAGCGGCCGGGCGCUUCAUCGACUACAACCGUGGACGCCCGAUGAUCUGUGGCUUCACCGGCGAAGUCGACGUGCGCUCCCCCGGGCGCGUAAUGAAGGCUGUCGCCGAGCUGCUCCGGAGGAAUCAUGCCGUCACGUCGGAGGAAACUACGCCGCCGCCGCUGGUGGAGAAUCUCGUCGAGCUGAUGGAGGAGCUGGGCGAAGCGGCGGAUGCGCAUUGAGGUACCGAUGUAGCUAGCUGGCAUACACGUGGAAUGAUGGCGUUGAUUUCUGUUCUUUUUGUUCUUUCUGAUUUCGCGCGCUGAAGGGGUGUUUGUGCAUAUUCGCGUUUAAUAUACUGUGCUUGUUUUUUGC